Molecule: messenger RNA, 1053 nt
Organism: Penicillium paradoxum
Lineage: Eukaryota; Fungi; Ascomycota; Eurotiomycetes; Eurotiales; Aspergillaceae
Exons: 2
Coding region: 1-1053 (350 amino acids)
Source: RefSeq, a predicted model, not a curated record
AUGGCUUCGUACUUCUCCGGAUUAUAUGACUUGAUUCAGGGCUUAAGAGGAACGAAUACAACCUUCCUCACAGAACAACACGUCCCCGGCACCGAUCUAACAGGCAAAUGGGUCAUCAUAUCUGGCUCAAAUAACGGCAUUGGAGUUGAGGCAGCAAAGUCCUUCGCAGCAUGGGGAGCGAACCUAAUCCUCGCCUGUCGCGAGCCACCAGCAUGGGAGCUGCAUCCUACAGCGGCACUCAAAGAAUGCAAAGACAUCGCCUCAGCGCGCGGCCAUUCAUCGACCAUCGAAUGGUGGAGGAUCGACAUGGCAGAUUUGAGCAGCGUCGAGGCAUUCUGUCAACGAUGGUUAGAAUGCGACCGUCCUUUAGACAUCCUCUGUAACAAUCCCGGGCUCGCAUCGUCUUCGAAAGAAACUCGCAAAACGAAGGAUGGAUUCCGCUUGGUCCACCAGGUUAAUUUCUUAUCCCAUGUGCUGCUGACGCUCCGACUCCUCCCAUCGCUAGCUCGCAGCGCCGAGCCCCGAGUUGUCUGCACAACCUCCUGCAUGCACCACAUGGGAACCCUAGACCUCGAGCACAUGAACGAGGAAUCUCAGAAUGCGCGGUACGAUUACAGAGACAACAAGCUCUACUUCCAGAUGUGGAUUGCAGAGCUGCAAUCAAGACUCCUCAAGUACCCCGAAUACCUCCACAUCACGAUCAACGGCGUUAACCCCGGAUUUGUGGAUUCGGGUAUUUGGGAAGGUCUGGAGAAAGCGAUCGGACCCUCGAGCUGGCUCAACUUGCUGUUGCGUUGGUUUGCCAUCACGUCCCAACAGGGUAGUUUGGCUAUUACUCAUGCUGCCACUGCUCCGGAACUUGGACCAAACCCCGAGAAACAGGGUGUUGGGGCGGUUAGUGGGCGCGGUGGAGGGAAAUAUAUCAAUCGGAUUUGGGAGGCGGAUCCGAAGUCUUGUUGUGGUGACCUGAAUGCUAGAGCGAGGUUGUGGACUAAAUUGGAUGAGGAGCUACAUUUGCAGGAUAGGGGUCUUUUGACGGUUCUGGGUCUUUGA